Molecule: messenger RNA, 671 nt
Organism: Drosophila arizonae
Lineage: Eukaryota; Metazoa; Arthropoda; Insecta; Diptera; Drosophilidae
Source: RefSeq, a predicted model, not a curated record
CUUCUCGUAGUCGGACUCGUUCUUGGUUUGCAGCGGAUUUAGGAGACCCUGGUUGCACAUCAUGUUGUCGCCGCAGGUGGCGCUGCCCGUGCUGCCGUCGCCGUUCUGAUUCUGCAGCGUGACAGCGCCGCAGCUGCAGCGACGCAUCCGACUGCGCCGCAGCUUGAUGCAGAACAGCAAGCUGCCAUCCUUCUCAUUGGCAUCCAGCGGGGGCAAGGGCGCAUUCCCUCCAUUGCCGGCUCCUGGCCCCGCCGCCGACGACGAGUUGGGCAAUGUACUCGGCGAGCAGCCCAUGGCGCUGUCCUGUUUCCUGUGCUGCUGCUGCUCCUGCUACUCCUGCUGCUGCCCUUGUUGCUAUAGCUAUGCUAAUUUGCUGUCGGUUUCGGUUUGGUUUUGGUCGCUGUUUGGUUUGCUUCUUGAGUUUCAAUAUAGCUGCCGAGUGCUGUAUGCUGUUGCUGCUCCUCCUGCUGCUGCUUAAGCUGUGGCUUCUACUGCUGGAAUUUGUGCUUCUAUUUGGCUGCUGUUGUUGUUGUUGUUGUUGUUGUUGCUGUUGUGGUUGUCUGCUUGUUGUGGGUAACAUAAUUGAAACAUUUUUUUGGGUGUGCGCGUCAAGCGGCGAUCUAUUGAUUGGCUGAUUGGCCGUCUCUCCGCUUACAUCUCAAGCAGCUAGC